CGGCGAUGGCAUGGAUUUUAUCCAAUCCUUUUGUACUGUCAGCUAAUCUACACGGAGGCGCUCUUGUGGCCAAUUAUCCGUACGAUGAGAGUCGCGACGGAAGUGCCAGUUCUUACACGGCUUCGCCCGACGACAACACAUUCCGGCAUUUGGCACAUGUCUACGCUUUGACGCACAAGACUAUGUCGACGGGAGAGCGGGUGAGGUGUGAAAACGACGACGACUUCACCAAACAGGGAGGCGUAACGAAUGGCGCCCAAUGGUAUAGCGUGUCCGGAGGUAUGCAGGACUUCAACUAUUUGGGAUCAAAUGACUUCGAGAUAACACUCGAAUUGGGAUGUGAUAAAUAUCCGGCCGAAAGCACUUUGUCCACCGAAUGGGACAACAAUCGCGAUGCGCUCAUCGCUUAUAUGAAACAGUCACAUUUAGGUAUUAAAGGAAUCAUAAGGAAUGCGAGAACAGGAGAGCCUAUUGUCGGCGCUUCGGUUAAAGUGAAGAAUGUGACGAAUGGAGUCAACAAAUUGAUUAAUCACGACAUUAUCUCUGUUAAAAACGGCGAAUACUGGCGAUUACUAACUCCCGGAACGUAUGAAGUAUUGGCUGUGAAGGACGGCUACGAACCCGACGCUAAGGCUGUCAUCGUUAAGAACAGCGCACCCGAAGCCGUUCGCUUGGAUCUCAACUUAAAACCAAUUGACGACACGUUUGAUCCUCAGGUGAUGGCAUCGAAUGACUAUUUUGGCUAUAAAUCAAUCCCUGAUAACAUUGAUUUGAAUAAUCCGGAAGUCCUUCGACUCAUUAAUUUUCUGCAAAGAGCCGGCGCUCAGAACAACGACAGAGCGGCCGCUAAUUAACACACUUUUCGUUUAUAUUUCAAAAACAUUUUUACUCGUCUUUCCUUUUUGCCGAUAAAAACAUUUUCAAUUUGUUUAAAAUCACGUUUUAAUUUCAUUCAUGUAUUUAAUCCUUG
This is a messenger RNA of Medioppia subpectinata, 970 nucleotides long. The record is from the annotation of a GenBank genome assembly. Lineage: Eukaryota; Metazoa; Arthropoda; Arachnida; Sarcoptiformes; Oppiidae.